Prunus armeniaca (apricot) is the source of this 681-nucleotide messenger RNA. NCBI's taxonomy places the organism in Eukaryota, Viridiplantae, Streptophyta, Magnoliopsida, Rosales, Rosaceae. The record is from the annotation of a GenBank genome assembly.
AUGGGCCCUAAACGUGGUGGCUUUCGUAGAGGGACUAGACAGUCGUCCCGAGUUAGGGGACGGGAUCCCCCGCCCGAGCAAGAGGAAAUCCCCAUUCCUACACCGGUGCCAGACCCGGUAGAGCAGUCUUUUGUUGGAGGUCCAUCAGGGGCCGCUCCGGCCGUGCCCACUAUGCCGGGAGAUCCCAACUUCCAGCAGACUUUGGAGUUGUUGACUCAGGCUCUAUCCAGGACCGGGCAGACUCGAGAUCUCUCUCUGGGAUAUGCUGACCAAGCUAAGAGAAUAGGGGCCACAGAUUUUGAUGGUGAUGGUGAUCCAACAGUGGCUGAGGAAUGGAUAGAAAGGAUGGAGCGAAUUAUGGACGUGAUGAGGGUUCCCCAGAAUUACAGAGUGGCCCUAGCCACAUUCUUUUUGGUUAGAAAUGCUAGACAUUGGUGGGAAUCAGUUAAGAGGAGAUAUCGGGAUCCAUCGGCCAUCACUUGGCAAUUAUUUCGAGUCGCAUUUGAUAGUCAGUAUUAUCCACUGGCUUACCAGAAUUUGAAAAUGGAAGAGUUUCUGCAGCUGGAGCAAGGAGCGAUGACAGUACUUGAGUAUGAGAAGAAGUUCAAUGAAUUGUCUAAGUAUUGUAUUCCACUAGUAGAGGAUGAAACAAGAAGUGCCAGUUGUUUACUAGAGGGUUAA